CGAGGUUAAAUAGUCGCAAAAUGCUGAACUCCAGAAGAGGAUCAUUGCCUCUGAGCCUGCUGGCAAUGGCUUUCGCUUUGUCCACUUCCGCCCAGAAGGUGAGCGUGUCGAAUCGAAUUGCGGCACCGGGUGAGCCUCUCUAUUAUCUGAUGGUGGAUGGGGGUCCUUUGGUGACCCCAAACGAGCCUCUGAAACGCACGAACCGUUCGCUACUCAAGUGGUGGGAUGAUCUGUUCCCCAGCAACAAUAACUGCUGCAAUAACAACCUGCUGAACCCACCGGCUCCAAUUGUCCCCGCACCCGCUGUGGCCAAUAACUGUUAUGGCCAACAGCUUCAGGAUCUGGAUCCCUUUAAGCAGAUGAAGCUCUUCAAGAAACUGCCAAACCUCUUCACCACCCCCAAUCCCUGUGGCCAGUGUACCGGCAACUGUGGGCAGUUGCCGCAGCCACAGACAAACUACGUGGCACCACAGAACAUUGGUCCCGGAGAUGGCGAUGCGGGCUAUGUGGCACCGCCAGCUUCCUCUUACGAAGCUCCUGCACCACCUGCUCCUUCUUACCAAGCUCCGGCAGCACCUGCUCCUUCCUACGAAGCUCCAGGAGCUCCUUCUCCUUCUUACGAACCUCCUGCGCCACCUGCUCCUUCUUACGAAACUCCGGCAGCACCUGCUCCUUAUUAUGACGCAUCUGCAGCUGGUUACAAUUCUCCUGCUCCACUAGCUCCCAGCUAUGAUCCGCCUGCACCCAGCUACACCCAACCUGAGAGCACCUCCGAGGUGUAUGGCAAGACGAAAGAAUAUGGCCAAGCAGCACAGCCGAAUUACGUUGGGCUCCAGCCGGCACAAAUCGUUUACCAACCCAUCAUCUACUUGUCUACUCCAUUGGCAUCAAAAUCGAGCACCAAGGUGGAUGUCGAUGAAGGGUAUAUCACCCAGACACCUCAGCCGGCUCCUGUUUACGAGUCGCUUCCGCCAAGCUGCCCGCAACACGCCCCACCAUCUGCCCCGCCCACGCCCAACUAUUCCACGCCCUCGUGCCAAACGCCCAUCCGCCUAUCCGUUAUAGAUCAGCCGUACCGAGUGGCCCCGGAACUUUUCGAGGAGUACAACUAUCGCUUGGCUUUGGCAUCCGGGAAUGUCUUGUAGUUAAAUAAUUGCUGAUGGUUAAACAAUCUGUAAAUAAAAAUCUUUUUAUGAUUUCUCUA
This is a messenger RNA of Drosophila rhopaloa, 1204 nucleotides long. RefSeq names its product extensin. Bases 21 to 1145 code for a protein of 374 amino acids. The transcript has a single exon. The record is from RefSeq and is a predicted model, not a curated record. Lineage: Eukaryota; Metazoa; Arthropoda; Insecta; Diptera; Drosophilidae.